AUGGAUGAAUCAAUUUUAAACCAUUUAUUCCUUCCGCAUCAUCUACCAGGUUCAGCUAAUGAAGAUUUUUUGAUUAAAGGCAAACACGAGAAUGAAUACAAACUACUUGAAUGUCUCGAUAAAUAUUUCAACUUGGUCACUCCUGCUCAUGUGCCGAUUACUUUACCCGUUUUUCGUGUUUUCCAUGAUAUCAUCAAACGUUGGGUUGUGCUUCAAAAUCCUCAAAAUCUGUCGGUACAAGAUAUACAAACCACUCUUGAAAAACUAUCAGCUGGAACACUUCUUCCACUUUAUUUUCACGCGCAAAAUGCUGCAAUUCUUAUCGAAAUCGAUGAAAUGAAUCAGCCGAUAGUUUCAGCAUGGGAAGUUGAGGGGUGUCCAAGGUACCGUACUUUAGGAAUUCCUAGAGUUCCUAAAAAAUACAGCAAAAACUAA
Adineta ricciae is the source of this 435-nucleotide messenger RNA. The record is from the annotation of a GenBank genome assembly. NCBI's taxonomy places the organism in Eukaryota, Metazoa, Rotifera, Eurotatoria, Adinetida, Adinetidae.